Molecule: messenger RNA, 1200 nt
Organism: Pisolithus orientalis
Lineage: Eukaryota; Fungi; Basidiomycota; Agaricomycetes; Boletales; Pisolithaceae
Exons: 3
Coding region: 1-1200 (399 amino acids)
Source: RefSeq, a predicted model, not a curated record
AUGGUCUCGGAAGCUCCAAAGAUUGAAGGUCUGUUCCAUGAGCAGCCCACCUGCCAGACCGGGAGCAUAGCAAUGUGGCACUCCCUCAUCCGUAACAACCCUGUUACGUCGGAUUGUCAAGUCAUCGGGGUCGGCUGGUACAAGAAACGGAAAGGGGUAGAGCAUGAGUUCUUGCGGUUUGACAUCUCUUCCCCUGACAAUCAGCACACAUCCAUUGUCAUUGCCGAGAGGAGUGGUGGUGCUCACACUCCAAACUCCGAUGCCAUACCAGCUGCCGAUACCCAUGCUCAAACGGACACAGCGGAAGACGCCGUUACUUCGCCAGACCUCACGGCGUCGCCGCCCACUCCACCAGAGACUUCUGCACGCUCUCCUGAUGUCGGCGAUUCCACUGCAAGUAGUGCCGACGAAAGCAGUCCUCCGUUAGACAAAGUUACUAAGAGCAAGGGCAAAAAAAAACAGAAGAUGACUACAGCUGAACUUGCAGCUGCUAUUUCCUCCAGUCCCAAGCGGGACGCUCAUGAUCGCGUUCAUUUUGGAACGCGUCUUACUGCAGCAGGCGCUCAGGUGGAGGAGAUGUGCGACAAGCCUCAACGUCUCUGUACUUUAUCGUUUACUGAUGCAAGGCCUACUGCAAACGAGCUAGCGACCUUGCUUUAUGUAACCUCGGCACAGGAGCCCAAGUACGCCAUUUACCAAACACAAUGCUACUGGUUCGUUGCAACUGUGUUUGACGCUCUCAAGAUGCUAUACAAGGGUGCCGUGCAAGAUAACCCGACCCAUCGGGGGGGUACAUUUCGUGGGGUACAAGUGGCUAUCAAGGCGAGCGGGGAAGAGGUGUGCGCCAAGUAUCGUGAAGCUCGAGCUGCUUUGGCCGAGGAAAUUGAACAGAAGCGCAGGCUUAAACAACAGGAAGAGGAAGAGAGGCAACGUGAACGCGACCAACGCCAGGCCGCGGAGGAAGCCGCGAAAAGGGCGGAGGAGGAAAGGCGUGCAGCCGAAGAGAGGGCACAGGCAGCGGAGGAGGAAAGGCAGAAAGAACGCCAGGCCGCAGAGGAAGCCGCGAAACGGGAACGCGAGCAACGUGAGCAACGCGAGGCGGCCGAGGAAAGGGCACGGGCAGCGCAAGAAGAGAUUGCGAAGUUACUCCAAGAAGUGGAGGCGUUGAAGAGAGCGGGGGCAAGUACUCAACAGGCUUGA